AUGUCUUUACAACCAACCAACAUCUUCAACAACAACAAUAAUAACCAUCAUACCUUUUCUUUGUGUGAUGAGGUUUUCUAUUUUCAUUAUGAUUUAGUUUUCUUUUACUUGACAUCUUCAUUUGCUAUUACAUUCUACAAGCUGCCACAAACUUUCAAUUCAAAAGGCACACUUCACAAUUACGUUAGCAGGUGUUUCCCUACAAAAUACAUAAUGAUAAUUUGA
Molecule: messenger RNA, 225 nt
Organism: Botrytis sinoallii
Lineage: Eukaryota; Fungi; Ascomycota; Leotiomycetes; Helotiales; Sclerotiniaceae
Exons: 4
Coding region: 1-225 (74 amino acids)
Source: RefSeq, a predicted model, not a curated record